Messenger RNA from Paracoccidioides brasiliensis Pb18, 1032 nucleotides. RefSeq lists its product as uncharacterized. Gene Ontology annotation, molecular function: phosphoric diester hydrolase activity. The transcript is spliced from 6 exons. The coding region runs from base 1 to 1032 and encodes 343 amino acids. The record is from RefSeq and is a predicted model, not a curated record. Gene Ontology annotation, biological process: lipid metabolic process.
AUGCUGCUCGUCGCAGCUGUCCCCAUCACUUUCCUGUCUUUCCAUCUUGCACGCGUAGUCGCCGCGGUUCCCGGCUCGUCUUCACUACAGAAUAUCCUCAAGAACACUGACCGCAGUGACUUGUAUGGCUAUCCAACCGAUCUGACGAGAGGGAUUAUCCCUAUCCCGGUCCAUUCGCAUAAUGACUAUUGGAGAGACCUGCCGUUCUAUUCAGCUCUCUCCGCCGGCUGCAUGUCUGUCGAAGCGGACGUCUGGCUGUACGAUGGCGAACUCCUCGUCGGCCAUGAUCAAUCCUCCCUAACCAGAUCACGCACCCUACAAUCCCUUUACAUAGAUCCGAUCAUGGAUGUCCUCCGCCGCCAGAACCCGCACAACCCUUACCUCUCCGAAGAGACCAGGAACGGCGUCUACGACGCAGACCCCUCUCAAACCCUCUAUCUCUUCAUCGACGUCAAAACGUCCGGCCCCAAAACCUGGCCCCACGUAAUUGCAGCACUCGAACCCCUCCGCCACGCCAACUACCUCACCACCCUCCGCAACAACGAUACGCUAAUCCCAGGCCCAGUCACUGUCAUUGGCACAGGGAACACACCACUAAACCUCGUCGGCCCCGUCAGUAACCGUGAUUACUUCUACGAUGGCCCCUUGGCUGAUCUUGACAAGGAAUGGUUUGAAGAUAUAACCAAGUUCGUAUCGCCGAUUGCAUCAACGAAUCUUGAAUACGCGAUUGGUGGUGGUGGUGGUCGUGGUGAUCGUCGUGCGAUUCCGUUGUGGGCACCGGGGGAGGGAUACCAAGAGGGCAACGGGAAAGGGAAGGGGAAGGGGAUGGAGAUGGAGUGGUUGAAUUCUGAGCAGCUGGAGAAGUUGAGGGGACAGAUCGAGGCGGCGAAGAAGAAGGGGAUUGGCGCAAGGUAUUGGGGAACACCUGGGUGGCCGGUGCGCGUGCGGAAUGAGGUGUGGAGGAUGCUGCUGAGGGAAGGGGUUGCAUUGGUGAAUGCCGAUGAUUUGGAUGGGGUUCAGGGGUAUUUUUAG